AUGCUUCCAAACACCUCCACGGCCGUCUCCCGUCUCCGUGGCUAUCUCAGAAAGGGACUAGCUCAUAAAUCAACUGAGAAAGACAAUCAGGAUUAUGAGGUUGAUGAUGGCGAACGUAUUAUGGAAUUAGAAAUACCAAAAAAUUGCAGAAAAGUAUUUGAAGAUCAGUUAACAAGUUUUAAAAAAAAAUGGGUGGCCGACGAGGAGUUGCUAGAGUUGAGUGCAUGU
Molecule: messenger RNA, 228 nt
Organism: Paraglomus brasilianum
Lineage: Eukaryota; Fungi; Glomeromycota; Glomeromycetes; Paraglomerales; Paraglomeraceae
Source: the annotation of a GenBank genome assembly